Messenger RNA from Panicum hallii, 3613 nucleotides. RefSeq lists its product as uncharacterized. The transcript is spliced from 5 exons. The record is from RefSeq and is a predicted model, not a curated record. Lineage: Eukaryota; Viridiplantae; Streptophyta; Magnoliopsida; Poales; Poaceae. The coding region runs from base 313 to 3216 and encodes 967 amino acids.
CCAGCAUCAUGCGGCUCACCCAAAGUCAGUCUCUCUCGCACGCACCCGUCGUUGCUCCCUCCCCCCGACCUUCCUCCUCGCCGAAUGGCACACCGCGAAACCAAAAUCUCGCAAUCCGAACCAAUCCCAGCAACCUAGCGCCGCCGCCGCUCGAUCCCGCCUCGCCGUGCCGGCGCCCCUGGAGGAUCGCAGCCCAUCACGCGCUGCGGGGGGAUUCCGCUCCAAUCCGAAUCCUAGCCUCCCGCGGGACGCCGCGGGUCUAGUCUCCGGACUCGUAGGAGGAGGUUUCGAGGAUUGGUCUCCGAGCUAGAGAUGUACGGGCAGGGAGGGAGCUUUAAUCCACACUAUCGCCAUGGCGCGCCGCCGCCCCAUCUACCUGGGGUAACUGGGUCCUUCCCUCAAAAACAUGCCCAGCCGCCGCCAGCACCGUACCAACAGCAUCCAGGAAUGCGGCCUCCACCUGUGCCAUACCAGCACGGGGUACCUCCACCUCAGAACCAGCCAUACCCUUUUGCCCAGCAGCAGAGAGGCUAUGCACCGAUGCCAAUGCCUCCGCAGCAGAGAGGUUAUGCGCCGAUGCCAAUGCCAGGGCCGCUGCCGCCACAACAAGCUAUCUAUCAGCCCCCUCCACAGUAUCCCAUCCUAGGGCCCCUCCCUCCACCGCCGCCUCGGCCACCCAGCUUUGCUCCGGAGAAUGCGCUGCCUCCAUCUGGCCCGCCGCCACCACCUCCUCCACCACCCUCGUCUCCUCCCCCUACUGUGCCGCUCGGACCUCACACUGCUGUAGUCGCACAGUCAUGGGAUGCAGAAGCAGAAGGAAAAGAAGGCGGUGAUGGUGGCCAUGAUGCCAAAACUCUGAAAGCAGCUAGUCAGCUAAUUGUGUCUGAUGACUCAGAUAUGGAUAUGGAUGGGGAUGAGGACUCUCCAUCAAGGCAACCUCUUACCCCAGAGAAUUCUUCGCUUGUGACUGCCGAAUAUACUGGAGAUGUUAAUGUGUCAAAGUCUGUCAGUGAUGUUUCAAGCCUUGGCAAGAAUUUGCCACCUGGCAGUGGUGAGAAUGCUAAAACUGCACAUGUAACCGUGGAUGGUGGGAGCCCACUCCGAUUAGUACAAGGUUAUGCCUCUGAUGACAGUGCAAAUGAGGUUGGUCCUGGUCCUGGUGGUGCCAGCACCCACGUUAUAUUGCCCGAAGAUAACAAGCACAAUCAACCAGAUGAUAGAAAUACUGAAAUCAGUUAUCAGAAACAUGCUAAUGCGAAAGGAAAUGUGAGUGCGCCUUCUGGCACUGAACAUAAUGAUGAGGCUGGAAAGUAUCGUCUCAAGGAUGAGAGCAGCCCAGUGAAGCGUGGCACAGAUGUGCUUGAGCAUCUAGCCAAGGAAGAUUUAAGUGACAGUGAAUUUGAUGGAGGGCAUCGGAGGAGGCAAAGGAAACGAAACCGGAGCAAGUCACCUCAUGGUAGAAGUUGUAGUCCGCUGGGGUCAAACAAGGGCAGUCCAUUCCGAAGUUCCUCACCUGGAAAUCAAAGCAGGCCACCAUAUGCUAAGCGGGUUCAUCCUGCUGGAGAAAGUAAUGAUUCAGGAGAUAGAAUUGCUCAGCAAGAGGGCCUGGUGUUGAUAGAGAAAUCGAAUAGUUCUUCAAAUGAUUUAAUUGGCAAAGUGGGAGAUAAUGCUGCACCUGAUGGUGCCCUUGGACAGCAUUUUCAUGGUGACAAUUUAACUUCUGAGCCUUCACAGCCAGUGUCUGUUUCUGCAAAUGCAGCUGAUCCUUAUAAGGUGCAAAGACCAUGCUGCCCAUCACAGUCUCAAUCAGACUUAAAUGUGUCUUCAUCAUCUGGUGAUCAAAUUCCUGCGGGCCAAUCUACUGCAAGUGCUCCUACCAAGAACUCCAUGGCACGUGAUCAUCUCCAGCCUCAUCCUCAGAGUUUGGGCCCUCCUGAACACAUGCCAUCCUCAAAUGUGAUUCGGCUACCAGGACAACCAUUAUAUGCAGCUUCAGAAUUCCCUCAAACGCAGUUCCAGCAUAAUGUUAUUGCACCAGAAAAUGAGUUUAUGCAGAACCAGAUGAGAAGCUAUCCUCCACCAGAGCUGUCUCGUCCUAGGCCAUUGGACUUCCAUCAUCAUACGCUCCCACUGGCUGUUCCUUCUCACCAGCAGCCUUCUGCCAUUCCUGUUGAAAAUGCUCCAGUACCUCCUCCAAACAGAUGGUCAGAGUAUUCUGGUGGUGUAGGUCUAUCUUACCCAUCUCAUCAGCCGCCUUCUGGCCAGCACCAACCUCCUGGGAAUCUGGAUUCAGGAACUAACUUGGUUUAUCCUUUCCAGAGAUUUCCAUCAACACUACCAGGAAGUAGCGAUCUUGGUCCUUUAUCUGAGGUUGGUUUACCUAAAUCAUCUAUCAAACCCCACUACAACCCAUUUGCAUCUACCUUUGAACAAACAGAUCCAAGCCUAGAUAUUGGUCCUGUUGUAAGCCCAAAUGCAGUUGGUUCUAUCUCCACAAAAGCAGAACACAUGAAUGUCCUGUCUCCUUUUGGUCAAUCAUUUCCUGGAUCUAGAACACAUGCCCACGAAAGUUCUGCAGAAGCUGUUUCCAAUAAACAAAAGCCAUUCCAUCAGGAGUUUUCUUCUGCUGCUCCGUAUGAUCCAUUGCUUGACAGUAUUGAACCAUCAAGCAGUUCAAUCAACAAGGUAGAUCCUGGUAAAGGUAAAAACCGGAGUGCUGCUGAUAGUCGUGAUGUGUCAAAACUUAUGAAUAUAGAAGUGGAUAGUGAAAGUAUGCAUGGACUGGGGGUUGUUGCCGAGUCAGAAGUUGAGGGACUUGGAGAGGUGGCAGUAGAUACCGAAGCAGGUAUGGUGGAGAAUGCAAGUCCUGAAUUCUUGGGUGCUAAAGACUGGAACUCAGAUAUCCCUGGUGAUAUUGACGAUGACCAAACAAUGGACAAAAAUAAGAAGGGUAAGGAUUCCAGAUCAAUGAAGCUUUUUAAGAUUGCUAUUGCAGAUUUUGUUAAGGAAGUUCUUAAGCCAUCAUGGAGGCAGGGAAACAUGAGCAAAGAGGCUUUCAAAACUAUUGUCAGGAAAACAGUUGAUAAGGUUUCUAAUUCAGUCCCUAGCAGUCAUAUUCCAAAGACACCUGCCAAGAUUAGACAUUAUGUACAAUCCUCUCAAAGGAAGGUGACCAAAUUAGUAAUGGGGUAUGUCGACAAGUAUGUGAAGCUAUAGUUGGAUGAGUAGUGGGACUAUGUGCUGAACCAGUCAGAACUGUAAAGACUCCAGAGUCUGUGAUGCGUACUGAAUGAGGCUGCAAAUUGGGUAAUCUAUCUGCAUGAAACGGUUAUUCCACAGUAAGAUAUUUUGCUCUAGUUCCGCCGGAAAUGUUGUAUUUUAUUGGAAUAUCACGUGUCUAGGUUUGCCUCCAGUUUUGAUAAUUUGCAGCCUGAUCUUUGUACCUUGUAAGGCAUGCCCUUCCUGUUUUGUUGAUAUGGUAUUUCCAUUUCUUCCCCAACAUGGGAUAAUAGGAUGACCUACAGGGUGUGCGCUAUUUCCGCAAACAAUCUGCUGAAAGAUCUUUGUUUCUUAAUGGUAAAUGUACGUGCUGAGAGCUGGAUGAUUUAACAAA